CAGGAUGUUUGCUAGUUGAUUUAUUCUGCUGUGAAGUCAUGAUAAAGUAAUGUGUGUAUAAUAAAUAAGCAAAAGUAAUAGUGUUUAAUUGCUUUUCGGUUUAGCGCAUGUCCCGUCAGGCUCGCCGUAGGUUAAUGAUCAGUUUAAGGAGCGGUCAUCGGUGUCGGUCAAAGUUAACUUAAACUGGUGCUGACUGCUCCGGAGCGGCACGAACCGCACACACGUCUCCACGAUGGCAGCGCGGAACAUCUCUCACUUCUGGGAGUGGGGCAGGAAGAUCAUCUGCGUGGGGAGGAACUAUGCGGACCACGCCAAAGAGCUGAAGAACGCGAUCCCCACAGAGCCCGUGUUGUUCCUGAAGCCCCCUUCUGCGUACGUCAGAGAGGGCUCCCCCAUCCUGGUGCCGCUGUACUCCGGCAACCUGCACCAUGAGGUGGAGCUGGGGGUGGUCAUCGGCAAGGGGGGCACCGCCAUCCCCCAGGCCGCCGCCAUGGAGCACGUCGCGGGCUACGCUCUGUGCCUGGACAUGACCGCCCGGGACGUCCAGGACGAGUGCAAGUCCAAAGGUCUGCCCUGGACGCUGGCCAAAGCCUUCAACACCUCCUGCCCCGUCAGCGAGUUCAUCCCCAAGGAGCGCAUCCCGGACCCGGCCAACGUCCGGCUGUGGCUCAAGGUGAACGACCAGCUGCGGCAGAGCGGCUGCACCUCCCAGAUGAUCUUCUCCAUCCCCUACCUCAUCAGCUACAUCAGCGACUUCAUCAGCCUGGAGGAGGGGGACCUCAUCCUGACCGGGACCCCCAAGGGAGUGUCCGCGGUGCAGGAGCACGACGAGCUGCAGGCGGGCAUCGAGGACGUCGUUACCAUGAGCUUCAGAGUGGACAGACACGAGUGACAGAGGCUGCCAGUGGAACCAGAACGGAGCCGAACACUCGUGGAGAAGGUCCGUGGAUCAGCAGGUGGCGGUGCUGUGCCACCGGCAGCUGGUGUCUCCUGGAUCUCUGCAGCCUUGGAAACCAGAACAUGAAGGUUAACCUCAUCAGUGAACGCAACACCUGGACCAGGGAUGAGGAACCUUCACACGUGCUCCUGCUCACCAGUGGAGGAGGAAGAGCUGCAGCAACAUGUCAUGAACACGCUCUCCAUCAGGGUCCAGCAUUAACAGGGAUGUUAAUGAAGCACAUCUGCUGUUUUUUUGUUUUUUUGUUUUUUUUUUUACUGUUUUUUGGUGACAAUAAAACGAGCAUGGCUGUGAGCAGGACACCCAAAGAUGUCAUUCUGGUUUUUGGGGAAACUGAAAUACACAUUUUUCACAGUUUUUUAAUAUAGAGGAGAAAAUUAGUUGAUAACUUAAGAAGCAAAAUGACUGACAAUUAAAAUUAAAGUUGGAUGCAUUAAAAGCA
This is a messenger RNA of Stegastes partitus (bicolor damselfish), 1400 nucleotides long. It is a transcript of the gene fahd1, whose product is annotated as fumarylacetoacetate hydrolase domain containing 1. NCBI's taxonomy places the organism in Eukaryota, Metazoa, Chordata, Actinopteri, Pomacentridae. The record is from RefSeq and is a predicted model, not a curated record. Gene Ontology annotation, cellular component: mitochondrion. The transcript has a single exon. The coding region runs from base 233 to 892 and encodes 219 amino acids. Gene Ontology annotation, molecular function: acetylpyruvate hydrolase activity.